Messenger RNA from Diatraea saccharalis (sugarcane borer), 423 nucleotides. Lineage: Eukaryota; Metazoa; Arthropoda; Insecta; Lepidoptera; Crambidae. The record is from the annotation of a GenBank genome assembly.
AUGACGGCUAUAACACAAUAUAAAAUACUAAACUGGAAAUUUGUGAACUUGAAAUUGAGGCCAUCAGAAGCAAAUUACGACAAGGAAGAACAGGAAGUUAUCCUAAAAGAUCUACUUAAUAUGAAUUUAAAACAUUAUGAUGCAGUUCUGAGGUAUCGUGAAGGAAUGGAAAAGCUUUUAAGUCAAUUUAUAUUUGCGCAUUUAGGGAAUAGUGCUCUAUCGCUCUCAAUAGCUAUGGCUUUAGCUGCAAAAUCUGAAAAUUUGGUGUUUUCGGCGUACUGUAGUGACUGGAUCUCUCGACCGGAAAGCUUCAAGAGGAGCCUACGAUUGCUGAUGCAGCACGCCAAUAAACCUUUUAUCCUCACAGGAUUCAAAACCGCUAAACUAUCAGUAGUUACAUUUACAUCGGUAAUAUUUCAAUAA